AUGAUGAAGGGGAGGAGGUCACCUGGUUCAUCAACAUCCCUCUUCAUCGUUUUCUUGCUUUCUGCCAUUCAUCAUGCAGUUUUGCAUGUCUGCGCAAAUAGCUAUCAUACCGUGAGGUUACCUCUAGUACACAGGUACUCUCCUGGUUUCAUUACAGGAAGCGGUUUGAUGAAUAAAACCGAUACAGAAAUCGCGAAAGCGCUUCACCUCCAUGACAUAAUCCGCCGGCAAAGGAUUUCCCAAAGGAAGCAUAGCGAUGAUCAUCAAAUCCCAAGGCGGAAGGACACAGAAACUAGCUCACCAUAUGCAAUGCCGCUGCAUUCGGGUUUUGAUAUCCUAUCAGGGUUGUAUUGGGUCGAAGUAAGAGUCGGAACACCUCCAAAGCCUUUCUUUUUGGUUGCAGAUACAGGGAGCGACUUGACAUGGGUGAGAUGCCAAUAUGAUCCGAAGUUGACAAAGGAGGCCAAAGAGAAGCUGGUAACCGAGACAAAGAUACACCAUCAUGUAGAUCCAAAGAAGCAAUCACAUCUUCUCAAUACUAAAGGUAGGGUAUUUCGUGCUGAUCUAUCAUCAACCUUCAAACCUAUUCCAUGCUCCGAUGGUAUGUGCAACCGGGAGCUUGUACAGUUGCAUGCUGUUCAAAACUGCCCAACUCCAUCGUCGCCAUGCAGAUACCAUUACACCUACUUGGGAGGGAAUGGCGCAGUUGGUUUCUUUGGUCAUGACACUAUAACAAUGCCCCUCCCAAAUGGUAGCAGAACACACCUGCCUAAUAUGACAAUUGGCUGCACACAGGACACCCAAAAAUUAGACGAAGGUGAUGGCAUUAUUGGUCUAGGGUUCAGUGACACCUCAUUCCCCGAUACAAUAGUUAAGUCUAAGCUUGCUGCCAAGUUCUCAUAUUGCCUAAUGAAUCAUAGGAGCAACUCGAGUGUGGCAAGUUAUCUUACAUUUGGUCCCAAUAACCAAGCUGUUACCAGCCCAAUGAGGUACACAAAGUUGGUUUUGAAUGACUAUAGGCAAAUCAAGACCGGUUUUUAUGGUGUAAAUGUAGAGGGCAUCUCAAUUGGGGGAACAUUAUUGAAGAUACCAAGUCAAAUAUGGGAAGAAAUGUUGCGUGGUGGCGGUAUAACGUUUGAUUCAGGCUCAACCAACACAUGGCUAUCCUUACCAAUUUACCAAGCUGUCAUGGACGAACUGACAAAAGCCUUGUCAAUAUAUAAGAAGGUCGAUUUGAAUGAUAAAGGCAUCCCAUUUGAGUUCUGCUUCAAUGAUAAAGGAUAUAACGAGUCUUUGGUGCCAAGAGUUGCAUUUCAUUUUGCAGGAGGAGUUAUAUUUGAUCCACCGGUGAGGAACUAUGUUUUGGAUGUGGCUCAGGGGGUCAAGUGUCUUGGGUUUGUUCCAUCUUUCGAUGGCGCGUCUAUGAUUGGCAACCAAAUGCAACAAAACUAUCUUUGGGAAUAUGAUAUGGGACGUGGUACUGUGGGUUUUGCUCCUUCCACCUGCACCUAG
This is a messenger RNA of Fragaria vesca subsp. vesca, 1512 nucleotides long. RefSeq names its product aspartic proteinase nepenthesin-1-like. Gene Ontology annotation, biological process: proteolysis. Bases 1 to 1512 code for a protein of 503 amino acids. The transcript has a single exon. Gene Ontology annotation, molecular function: aspartic-type endopeptidase activity. NCBI's taxonomy places the organism in Eukaryota, Viridiplantae, Streptophyta, Magnoliopsida, Rosales, Rosaceae. The record is from RefSeq and is a predicted model, not a curated record.